Molecule: messenger RNA, 1776 nt
Organism: Dissoconium aciculare CBS 342.82
Lineage: Eukaryota; Fungi; Ascomycota; Dothideomycetes; Mycosphaerellales; Dissoconiaceae
Exons: 1
Coding region: 38-1687 (549 amino acids)
Molecular function (GO): FMN binding; riboflavin reductase (NADPH) activity
Source: RefSeq, a predicted model, not a curated record
CACAAACUAAAAAUUAUCAGCCUGAUCGUUUUCAUCGAUGCAGGCACCCGGUCAGGCGUCUCAAGCCUUCUACAGACAAUUUUAUCGGUGGUCAAUUGCUUGCUCGGUGCCCGCAGAAGUGCAUCGCGGCAUUACGCAUUUACCUCGAAGAUGUUAUAGUAGUUCAUUUCGAGGCGGCCGGUUGGGCAACAGAGCCUCACAAGCAUAUCAGGAGCUCAGAAUAUCGACAGUCAACGGUGUGAUCAAUAAUACGAGCUCAUCGACGCGCCGAGCACUUUCCUCGGGCCAAAAACAUGCUUCUUCUCUUGGUAAUGAGGGUUCAGGACUCGUUAACGACGAUGCGCGACUGGAAGCCAGAUCCACCGUGAUAGACUCACUGAGAUCGGACACCGAUGACCAACUCGUGGAGAAUUUCAAGACAGCUUGUCGGCAUCUGAGCAAUCCGGUCGUCCUGAUCACAUCCCGUUUGCCGACAAGAAAUUCAGAGCUAAACGGCGAACAUGAUUUCGGUGUCACCGUCUCGUCGUUCACGUCUGUAUCUGUGGACCCGGAUGCUCUCGUAUCAUUCAACUUAAAGCUGCCGAGCGCUUCAUGGAAUGCCAUAUCAUCAUCUGGACGUUUGCGAGUCCACAUCUUGAGGGCAGACGAAACAGGCGCAGCGAUAGCGGAUCUUUUCGCGCAGCCAUCCAGCGAGGGGCCCUUUGUCAGACUGUUGAAGACCGGUGUCGAAGUCCGACUCUCAUCAACAGAGCCGGCAAGUCUCAAUCACGUAGUUGGUGUCGUUGGGAAUCUGACCGCCGAGCUUGUCCGAGAGAAAUGCGUCGAAUGUGGAGACCACAUGAUUGUGGUUGCGAAAGUGGUCGCCUGCGCCGGAUUCACUGCAGCAGAAACGAUUCCUGACACCGGCUUUGAAGGAUUGACGUAUUUAAACAGGAGCUAUCGACGAUUGGGUGAUUGCAUUGAACCAAAGUUGCCGUCGCCAGAACUGAAACCCGACGAGGCUGUGAAGGAAGAUGAUCGGCGAAAGAGAGCGCGGUUGUUCAUCGACAGACUCAAUGCUGAGAGAUCUGCGGCUGCGCAGCGCAGAGGACAGCAACAAAUUCGUUCCUUCUCAACCACCACUGGGUUGAGGCAUGCUGAACAUGACAAUACCUCCCAUACAGACGACGCGACGCACUUGAUUGAUCCUGCAGCCAAAGGGAUGACGGUAGCGGACUUCCUAGAGAUGCCGGCCAACAACAAACCGCCUAAAUCACAUCCGCCUCGUAUGCGCAAGAUUGCAAAAUGCAAAGAACAUGUGGAAAAGGCCGAGGAGGCUCUCGCGCAGCAUUCAUCUCGUGAGAGCAGACUGUCCAAAAGUGAGGUCGAACAACAGCUAAGAAUUAUCCGAGCCUUUCGACGUACCAUCGAUGUGGAACUUGCUCAUGUAGCCGCGCUCGACCUCCGCACUAUGCUCGAUCGCGGGAGGUCGGAUCAUGCACGAGCGGCGUGGCUGGAGAAAACGAUUGAGAAAGGCCUUGUGAUCUGCCAAGAGGACGCCAUACGUGCCAAGGAAUUGUUGGACGCGCGAAAGAUGGAUCAAAGACAAUUUGAUAAACGGAAGAGCAAACUGCUCGCAAAACACGACCUUUUCAAGAUCGAAGUGGAUCGAUUGAGAAGCUCGAUCAUUGAGGAAAAUGAAGGUUGAGAUAGUAUCCCAUGGAGUCAGAGAGACUUUGUAAUAUAUCUUUCCAUUAAGCUCAACGCUGCGCAAAAUUGAAUAACUAUAUCCGAACC